This is a messenger RNA of Coniophora puteana RWD-64-598 SS2, 1255 nucleotides long. Its product is annotated as GroES-like protein. The transcript has 13 exons. NCBI's taxonomy places the organism in Eukaryota, Fungi, Basidiomycota, Agaricomycetes, Boletales, Coniophoraceae. The record is from RefSeq and is a predicted model, not a curated record. Gene Ontology annotation, molecular function: oxidoreductase activity; zinc ion binding. Bases 42 to 1121 code for a protein of 359 amino acids.
AUCUCUAUCGUCCCCAUUUCCUUCUAACACAACCUUUCGUCAUGCGUGCUGUUGUCUACCAAGGUCCAUUCACCGUCGCUGUCCAAAAUGUGGAGAGACCCAAAUUGAUUCAUCCGGAUGAUGUCAUAAUCAAAGUAACGGUUAGUUGUAUCUGCGGCAGUGACUUACAUAUGUACGAGGGUCGUACUAUAGCAGAGCCAGGACUUGUGUUUGGUCACGAAAACAUGGGCAUAGUUGAUGAAACGGGAGAAGGUGUACAGCUUCUCAAGAAAGGUGAUCGCGUUGUCGUGCCCUUCAACGUAGCCUGUGGUCGCUGCUUCAACUGCGAGGAAGGCAAGACUGGUUUUUGCACGCACAUGAACCCUGGAUCUGAGUAUGUGCGCAUACCGUUUGCCGACUUCAACGCUCUUAAGCUGCCACCCGGUACGGAACACGAAGAUGACUUCGCGAUGCUAGCGGAUAUUUUUCCGACGGGCUGGCACGGUAUCGAGCUUUCCGGUUUCAAACCCGGCGAAUCAGUCGCCGUCUUCGGCGCAGGUCCUGUUGGCCUCAUGGCGGGUUACUCCGCCAUCCUGCGCGGCGCGUCGGAGGUGUAUGUUGUCGACUGUGUCCCCGCUCGACUCAAGAAGGCGCGCGAGAUUGGAUGUAUUCCGAUCGACUUCUCGGAGGGAAGUGCCGUACAGCAAAUCUUGGACUUGCGUCACGGACGUGAGGUUGACCGUGGGGUCGAUGCCGUUGGAUACAAGGCUACAGGAGCAGACGGGAAGACAGAGCAAACAAACGCAGUGCUUGAGGCGCUCGUCAAUAUUGUCCGCCCCUCAGGCGGCCUAGGUAUUCCAGGCCUUUACACCCACGCCGAUCCUGGCGCGCCUGAUUUGGCUGCAUCGAAGGGUUAUAUUUCCUUCCCGAUUGGCAAAGUUUUUGAAAAAGGCCUCAGCAUCCGCACUGGCAUAUGCAGUGCUAAGUUAUACAACCGCUACCUUCGCGACCUCAUCAUCGCAGGCAAAGCGAAGCCUUCCUUUGUCGUGUCACACAAGUUGCCUCUCAAAGACGCAGCGAGUGCAUACGAUAAAUUCAGCAGGCGCGUGGAGGGAUAUACGAAGGUGCUGCUGAAGCCUUGAACUCAUUAACCAAAAGGAUGAGGAUAUACUGUAGCAACUUUCGGGGAUGUCUGUACUCACCGACACUUUAUGACCAUACGUAAUGACAAUCAUGUACCAUAAGACGGUGAAUGUUCCACAGGUCCUACCGUCCC